This is a messenger RNA of Girardinichthys multiradiatus, 2671 nucleotides long. RefSeq names its product TRAF-type zinc finger domain containing 1 (gene trafd1). NCBI's taxonomy places the organism in Eukaryota, Metazoa, Chordata, Actinopteri, Cyprinodontiformes, Goodeidae. Bases 170 to 1786 code for a protein of 538 amino acids. The record is from RefSeq and is a predicted model, not a curated record. The transcript has 12 exons.
AAAGGUUCUUAUUGCUUCUGCAAAGACGGGAGCCUGAACGUCUGUACUCAGGGCAAAUAUUUUCUACAUUACGAGACUGUUUCUCUAAGCUAGUCGUCGUCAAGUAGUUUGUUGUCGUCUGGCAGUUUAGUUAAAUACCAUCGAAGGACCAAAGGUCAGACGCGGAGUGAUGGCAGAUAAUAAUACACAGUUCUGUGGUAAUUGCAAGCAUGACAUUCCCGAGGCCAAUUUCACCACCCAUGAGAUCCACUGUAAAAGAAACAUUGCACUCUGUGAUGUUUGCCAGGAGCCAGUCCCUCACUCAGAGCUUCAGGAGCACAAAAUUCAAGAGCAUACACAGAUUAUAUGCAAGUGUGGACUAAAGAUUGAGAAGAAUCAAAGUGAAAUGCAUCAGAGCUCUGAGUGCUCUCAGCGGCUGGUCCCAUGUCCGUACUGUGACCUGGAGCUUGUUUUCAGCCAGUCCAAAGAGCACGAGGAUUAUUGUGGUGCACGCACCGAACCUUGCCCGAACUGCAAGUGCAAUGUAAUGCUGCGUGAAAAAGCUGUGCAUCCAGUCUUAUGUGGAAGCCUCACACCACCCCAAGAGAGGAACAACAAUAGGAUGGGCUGCGGUCAGGUAGAGAGCCGGUCUUCAGAUGACUGGUUUGAGGCAUACUCGAUCAGAAACCUCCUAAGAGCCCAAGCUGGAGCCCCUAAGAAUAAUAACAUCAGCGCAGCGGAACCUCGUUACUUUCAACGGCCAUUUAUGUCCUCAGUUUACAGCGGUUCAAGUGGGGAUAAGGAAACAGAAAGCUGGAAGAGUUCAGCAUCUCAUAGCACAACAUCUAACCUUUUUUUGGGACAAGGUGACUUUCUUCAUGGCAGCAGCAGUGAGCACCCUCCUGAUGAGGAGUCAUCAGGCCUCGACUAUGACUAUAUGUUGGCCCUCAGCCUCCAGAGUGAUGGAGAAUCAGCAGCUGGAGGUGCAGAGGACAGCAUGUGGAGGAAUAUCUGGGAGCCCGAAGACAAAAAGACAAACUCUUCAGAAAUCUCUUCAUUUCCUCUGGCCCAAAAUAAAAACACAAACUCAACAGAAGGGACGAGUGCAGUCCAGGCCACCGGCCAGACAGAUACAAUGCUGCCUUGUGAGUUUUGUGAGGAGCUGUUUCCAGAAGAGGACCUAAUUCUGCAUGAGACCGGAUGCAGUCCCGCCUCUGCAUUUGCAUCUUUUAGCAAGAAGCGGUCUUCACGUAAAGGUGACAGGAUGGGCAGGAAUGCUUCAUCAGGGCUGAUGCAGAGCUUUCCAGACUCGCUCGCGUCCAACAUUCCCACCUUCCCACGAUCAGUCUCCCCAGCCUCCUACAGUCCUCCUGCCAGUCCACUAGAGGGCGACGUGGUUAUUCCGUGUGAAUUCUGUGGCGUGGCUCUGGAGGAAGCUGUUGUGUUUCACCAUCAGGACAAAUGUGACAUGCGGACCGAGGCUGGCCAACAACUGAAUAACAGGGUAAAACCAUCCGCCCAUAAACCUCUGAGCCCUUCUAAAGAUGCCUUUGGACAGAUGUCUCCAGAUUUCCAGAGAAGAAUAAAGCACCAAGACUUUUGGGACACAACACCUGGGCAAACCUCUGGACGACGGGGAGGGACCAGGUCCAACGAUGAUGUCGAGGAAGAAGAGGGGGCUCCUUUCUUUCACUGUGACUCUGACACGCCUGGUUCUGAACCAUUAGAGGGAUUUCAUAUGCCAGAAAACAAAGAAGGGACAGGGAGCAGAACAAAGCCUCCCAAGAAGCAGAAUGAGGAGCAGUAGGAAGGGUGAGAGAAAUGGAAACGUCUGGAGAAAUGGAAAGCAUUGCACCUUUUUCUCUGCUUCAUCUGUUUUUGCACACUUUUAAACAGUAUAGAAAAACCAACCUAAGUGCCUUUGAAAACUUAAGUAUACUACAGUUUAUACUGUAAUGAUUUUUACAGAUAAUGUCUGAUUUGGUUUUAUUCUUUCAUUUUCAGUUUAAUUAAUUCAGUUUUAUUUUUAUUUUUGUAACAUUAAGAAAUUAGGAAAUGUAUUUUGUUAACAUUGUAUUAGUUUUUAAUUGCCUAAGUCCUGGUUCAUAGGGGAUCACUGAGGUCAUCUAAAACGGACCCAGCUAAAGUUAAUCUGCACCUUGUUUCGGCUGCCAGGGACAUCUUGUUUUCAUCCUUCUGUGCCAGCUACUCCAGGUUCUUCCUUUGUUCCUCUGUGUUUCUGUCUUCAUCCAGCGUGAAUCACUUAUAGAGACUUUUUAAAAAGACAAUGCUGGGAACAGAUUAGAUUUCUUUUUGGAUGUUUCUCUGACCAAGAUAGUAGUAAUUUCUAAACAUUAUUCUCACAUAUACUCUUUACCAUUCGUCUUUUGGGAUUUUCUGUAACUAAGCAGUGAUACUGUUUUAUAUUUUUAAUUCUAACCUAUAAAUACAGUCUUGUUUUAUUAUAUUGAGUCGGCUUUAAAACCAUAAUAUGAUGUUUUAUGUGUUUAAUGCAGUAGAAAUAUGUAAUAGCAGGCCAGAAAGGCUUUAGUUAGUAGAGCUGCUGCUAAUCCAUGAGAACAUCUUUCAUUGAGGAUUUAAUGCACUUAUGCACACAGCUGAAUAUUCUUGUUAAACAACUGAUGUAAUACCCUUUGUCUUUUGCUGUGAUUAAAUAGUUUAAUAAGGAUAA